Molecule: messenger RNA, 3134 nt
Organism: Anneissia japonica
Lineage: Eukaryota; Metazoa; Echinodermata; Crinoidea; Comatulida; Comatulidae
Product: matrix metalloproteinase-24-like
Exons: 8
Coding region: 94-1794 (566 amino acids)
Biological process (GO): collagen catabolic process; extracellular matrix organization; proteolysis
Cellular component (GO): extracellular matrix
Molecular function (GO): zinc ion binding; metalloendopeptidase activity
Source: RefSeq, a predicted model, not a curated record
GAUACAUCUCACUUCAUUAGCCGCUGCUGGACAGCUGACUUCAGACUUGAUUCUAAUUUUAGGCUUGGCUUUAUCAUCAUAUUAUAUGCAACCAUGCUUCGACAACAAACAGCUCACAUAUAUAUCGGAAUAUUACUUUGUUUAUUACGGUCUCUGUAUUCGCAGGAGGUGGAUACAGGUAAAUUUAAUUAUUUAGAACAGUAUGGAUUUGUAUCCCCAACUAACGCAGAAGCCGGGCGUUUGAGAACAGUGAACGAAUUCACUCAAGGUAUAGAAAGGUUCCAGACGUUCUACGGGCUGACCGUCACUGGUACAUUGACACAAGAAACGACAGAAUUGAUGGAAAAACCAAGAUGCGGCUUAAAGGAUUUCACUGAAACGCCUUCUAAUAUUCGCGCGAGACGAUAUGCACACGUGGGAAGCAAGUGGCACAAAAAUGACCUGACAUAUAGAAUUAUGAUUUACUCUAAUGAUUUGAGCCAGUCCGAUCAGCGAACAGCCAUCUACAAUGCAUUUAAAGUUUGGAGUGACGUAACUCCACUAACAUUCCGAGAAGUUGGUUCUGGUGCUGCUGACAUCCUAAUCACGUUUGCCAGUUUUCAGCAUUAUGACAGCUACCCAUUCGAUGGACCAGGUGGUACACUUGCACAUGCGUACUUUCCUUCACAUGGAAUCGGUGGGGAUGCUCAUUUUGACGAAAGCGAGACUUUUUCUGUUUAUGGAAAUGAAGGUACCGAUCUGUUCAUUGUUGCUGCUCACGAAUUUGGCCACAGUCUGGGACUGGGACACUCAGGCGUAAUGUCGGCGUUGAUGGCGCCAUUCUAUCAAGGUUACAUAUCAGAUUUCACCUUACCAUAUGACGAUCAGCUUGGAAUUCAACGUUUAUACGGUUCGAAGCCCAGAGAAGAGGUCCCAACAAAAGCACCAACUAAGGCACCAGCGGUUGUUACCAAACGGCCAGAUAUAAAUAUACCCGUAAAUCCAGAGAAACCAGUAACGCGUUUACCACCGGCUCCACCAACCACUACUAAACAAAUUACCCAGAAACCUGUCGUGAACGUAGAUACUUGUAACAAGGGAUACGAUGCUAUAGGCUUCAUAAGAUCAGAGUUAUUCCUUUUCAAAAAAGAUAAGUUUUGGAGAAUGGAUAUGCAGGCUUACCCAUACGAAGGUUAUCCUCUACCAUCCGAUAGUUUUUUCUUCCAUCUACCAAGCGACAUUGACGCUGUAUAUGAGAGAGACUAUGAUGGAAAGAUAGUGUUCUUCAAAGGUAAAAAAUAUUGGGAAUACGCUGGAAACAACCCUGAAGAUGGCUUUCCUAAACUGAUCAGCGAACUCGGAAAUUUACCAAUUAAGAUUGACGCCUCUUUAAGUUGGGGAAACACAGGCAAAACAUACUUCUUCAAGGGAAAAGAAUAUUGGAGAUAUGAUGAAUAUGAUAAGAAAGUUGACAAAGACUACCCGAAGCUGAUUAAAACUAACUGGGGAGGUGUUCCAGCUUACCUUAAUGCUGCAUUUAGGUGGAAAGACGGAUAUACUUAUUUCACUAAAGGAAGACGUUUUUGGCGCUGGAAUGAACGAACUGGCAAGGUGGAUCCUGGGUACCCUCAGUUAUUUGGUACAGAGUGGCUGGGAUGUAGUGCCAAUCUAAUGCUGCCUGAAGGCAAUGACACAUCGAUAAUAGCUAAAAAUAUUAAUAAUGGCGGAGUCCGAAAUACAUUUACCAGCUUCAACGCAAUAUUAAUUACCAUAGUAACAUUCCUCGUUCAACAAGUCUUUCAUCGGUACUCAUGAGGUUUUUUUGUAACUGUAAAAAUAUUAGGUUAAGUUUCAUAUGUUAAUAACUUUUGUACAAUUUAUUAUUUAUGAUUUAGAAAAUUUUGUAAUCUGUUGUAGAAAAUUGUUAAAGAUAGUAAAAAUGUUUUUCUGCAACUGGCAAAUAUAAUUUUCGAAAAUAUCUUUUCGAGAACGGUCGAUGAGGAACUGCAACAAAGAUUACAAUUCUCAAUCAAUUACAUUGAAUGUACUUGUAAGUAAAUGUGAGAAAAAUGCAAAGUGAUGUUUAUUUUUAAGAUUCUGAGGAAGUUUAAAUCAAAAGAAAGCAUAACACCAAAGAAAGUUUCAGUGAAUGAUACGAAAUUUGUGACAUUGGCAAAGUAAUAUAUUAUGUACUUGAGGGAAACGAUGGAAACACAAUUCGGAUUUUUUUUUUGUUAUUACAGUAUUGAUUUUAAUGAGAAAAACCAUAAUUUAAUAUGAUUGUAUUUAUGUAUUUAUACUUCAUAUAUUUAUUUAGUAAAGUUUGCUCAUAAUGGGCAUUUUCGCCAAGCUCCGCCAUUGGAUAUUUUUGUUAUGGCGUGGGGCGUUUUCAGCGAAGUUACAUAACUUGCGUGUUUUUGAGACAGGAGCGUAUUAUGGCAAGUGCUGAUUAGUUACGUGCAAAGUUGAUUGACAAUAAGGAAAGAUUCAUUAUUAUAAACUCAUGUUAAAUAUAUACUGUCUGUCUUUUAUUAAAAGUACAGUUAGAAUGACAAUAAUUUUCGUUAUUAAUAUUGUUAUUAUAUAUAAUAACAAUAUUAUAUAUAUUUUCAUUAUUCUUUUUAUAUGAAAUAAUAUUGUUAAAUUAUUUAAUUGAAUUUUUCCAGAUUUAGCCAGACAGUAUAUCUUUAAAACGUAACUAUUCCGUAAUUAUAAUUAAGGUUAUUUAAAUUUAUGUUCUAUAUAUUUAACACAAGAAUCGUGUAAGCAAUUUUCAAAGUUUUUGAAGAUAUUUAGAAUUCAGCACCGUUGAUUUGUAUUGAGUUCUGUAUUGUAUGACAGACAUUUAGGUAUGAUUCGAUUUUACAUAGGCCUUAUUUUACAAAGAAUGUGCCUCGCAGGCGAGGGAUAAAAGAAAUUGCAGAACGAAUGGGCGGGAUGUUUUAAUACUCUACAUGCAGUUCAUGAAAAUCUGUUAGGGGAUAUAAGCAGGAUUAUUGAUGUUUAUUAUUUAUACUUCAGUUUAAAAACAUCAUCUUAGCAUUUACUCUUGGUGAAUACUAAACGUACCUAAUAAAUCAUAUUAAUAAUAUGUAUAAAUAAAAAAAUACUGUAAUGUAAUAAUCAUUUUUGUAUAAUAAAUUAAAUUUAAACUA